Poeciliopsis prolifica (blackstripe livebearer) is the source of this 1389-nucleotide messenger RNA. RefSeq names its product tripartite motif-containing protein 16-like protein. The record is from RefSeq and is a predicted model, not a curated record. NCBI's taxonomy places the organism in Eukaryota, Metazoa, Chordata, Actinopteri, Cyprinodontiformes, Poeciliidae. Bases 1 to 1389 code for a protein of 462 amino acids. The transcript is spliced from 2 exons. Gene Ontology annotation, molecular function: protein binding.
AUGGCUCAGAGAGGAGUUCGUCUGGAGGAAAUCUCCUGCUCCAUUUGCUUGGAUCUACUAAAGGAUCCGGUGACUAUUCCCUGUGGACACAGCUACUGUAAGAACUGUAUUAAAGACAAGUGGGAUGGAGAAGAUCAGAGGAGAAUCCACAGCUGCCCUCAGUGCAGGAAAGAGUUCAGAUUUAGGCCUGUCCUUGUAAAAAACAUCAUGCUAGCAGCACUAGUGAACGAUCGGAAGAAGACUGGCUCCAAGCUGCUCCAGCUGAUCACCGCUAUGCUGGACCUGAAGAUGUGGCCAGUGAUGAAGCAACAAAUCCAUCAGAGAAUCCAGGACCAAGAGAAAGAUGUGAAGCUGCUUCAACAGGAGGUGGAGGCCAUCAAUGUCUCUGCUGAUAAAGCAGUGGAGGACAGUGAGAAGAUCUUCACUGAGCUGAUCCGUCUCCUCCAGGAAAGAAGCUCUGAUGUGAAGCAGCAGAUCAGAUCCCAGCAGGAAACUGAAGUGAGUCGAGUCAAAGAUGUUCAGGAGAAGCUGCAGCAGGAGAUCACUGAGCUGAAGAGGAAAGACGCUGAGCUGGAGCAGUUCUCACACACAGAGGAUCACACCCAGUUUCUCCUCAACUACCCCUCACUGCCAGCACUCAGUGAGUCUACAGGAUCAUCCAGCAUCAACAUCCGUCCUCUGAGACACUUUGAGGACGUGACAGCAGCUGUGUCAGAGCUCAGAGACAAACUACAGGACGUCCUGAGAGACACAGGGACAAACAUCUCACCAAGACUCACUAAGGUUGAUGUUCUACUGUCAGAACCAGAACCAGAACCAAAGACCAGAGCUGAAUUCCUGAAAUACUCACAAGAACUCACCCUAGAUCCAAACACAGCGAACAGAUUCCUGUUAUUAUCUGAGGGGAACAGAAAAGUAACGAGGGUAGAAGAACAGCAGUUUUAUCCUGACCAUCCAGAUAGAUUCUCUGGUUGUUGUCAGAUCCUGAGCAGAGAGAGUCUGACUGGACGUUGUUACUGGGAGGUGCAGUGGAGAGGAGGAGGAAUUGAAGUCGUAGUUUCAAAUAAAAGCAUCGGCAGAGCAGGGAGAUCAAAUAAAUGUGAGUUUGGAUUCAAUGACAAAUCUUGGUCAUUAAAUUGCACCACAGACAGAUACACAUUUUAUCACAGCAACAUUAAAACUCCAGUAUCAGGUCCAGUUUCCUCCAGACUAGGAGUGUAUCUGGACCACACAGCAGGUAUUCUGUCUUUCUACAGCGUUUCUGGUACCAUGACUCUGAUCCACAGAGUCCAGACCAGAUUCACUCAGCCGCUACAUGCUGGGUUUGGUCUCUUCUCCCUAUUUUCACAUGAUGGUGGCGCGACUGCUGAGUUUGUUAACUUGAAAUAG